UCUCUCUCUCUCUCUCUCUCGAUUUCCAGUCGCUUGUCACCAGAGGCGAAUAACGCAACGAAAAUAAUCGCAUAUUUUUUGACAGUUUCAAGUUUAAACUUUUAGAUAGCGUAGUUUUGGAAGGGGUUUAUUCUAAUAAUAACUCUCCGUGUCCACAUUUACGACUCUUAAUUACGACUUUAAACUCGCGCACUGUCUCUUUAAGAGGUUUUACCCAUAGACAUUACUGUUCUUCUGUAUCUCCUGUCUGUCUCUCUGCGCUUGACUUCAUUCAUAACGGUUUAUUUAUUUAUUUAUUUAUUCACUUUGGAAACAAGUGGAAGCUCAAACAUGGCAGAGGUAGGGAAAGGAGUCAACGCGGGGAAACUGGCCAGUAAUGUACAGAAGAGGAUAACCCGAGCACAAGAGAAGGUGUUGCAGAAGUUGGGAAAGGCGGAUGAAACGAAAGACACAGCUUUUGAGGAGGAAGUGGCCAAAUUCAACAAGCAGCUGAUUGAUGGCAGCAAACUGCAGAAAGACUUCAAGGCAUAUUUGGCGGCAGUCAAAACCAUGCACGAGUGUUCGAAGCGUCUGCAUGACUGCCUGGCAGAAAUGUACGACCCCGAGUGGUUUGGCAAAGAGGAGGUGGACUCCAUCGCAGAGGAGAUGAUAGAGAAAGAAAUGGAUAAUAAUCUGGAGGACACUGACCUCCUGUGGCAAGAUUUCCACCAGAAUCUUGUGGACAAUGCCCUCAUUUCCAUGGACACAUAUUUGGCUCAAUUUCCAGACAUAAAGGCUCGCAUCGCUAAACGUGAGAGGAAACUGGUAGAUUUUGACAGUGCCAGACAUCAUUUUGCCUCUAUACAGAAAAGCAAGAAAAAGGAUGAGGUCAAAAUUUCCAAGCCUCUGGCUCUGGUGGAGAUGGCUGCUCCCGGCUGGGCUCAGGGAAUAAUCACAGCACAUCAGAUCGCUCAAACUAACCUCUCGAGAAGCCAGGCCGAGGAAGAUUUGGGCAGAGCUCAGAAGGUAUUUGAGGAGAUCAAUUAUGAGCUCCAGGAGGAACUUCCCACGCUGUGGGACAGUCGUGUUGGCUUGUAUGUUAACACAUUUCAGAGCGUUGCCGGCCUGGAGUUAAAAUUUCACAAGGACAUGGGCAAACUGAACCAGAAUUUGAGUGAUAUUAUGACCAAACUGGAUGAGCAGCGUCUAGCCAAAAAAGGUGUCACGACAGCAAGCGCUGGGAAGAGUGAAGAAGCAGCCAACCACAACCUCUCAGAGUCUGGGUCAGAUGCCCCUAAAUCACCAGCAAAGUCCCCUGAGUCCAGAGAAAGACCGCCGGUCUCACAGUCGCCCAGGCCGGCUUCAUCUCAGGAGAUGAAACAGGAUAACAUCAUUAACCUGUCUGAGGAUGAAGGGGUGGCUGAAAUUAACAUUUCAACCCAGCCACAGGCUUCAUGGGAUUCUUGGGAGCCUGGUCAGAGCCCUGCUGCAGACCCCUCCCAGCAGUGGGACAAGGAUGAAGAAGCUGCUGCUCAGCCUUACAGCCAGCAGCCAUAUGAGGCUCCUCAGUGGGAGGAUGAGAUCACUCCUGCCGUUCAGCCGUUUGAAGCUCCCCGCUGGGAUGGGCUGGACAGCGUGUCUGCUCAGUCAGGCUGGGGCAAGGAAAAAGCUACGCCUGCACAGCCAGACUGGGAGGGUGAUGGUGUGGAGCACUGGGGCGAGGAAGGGUCCCAGGUAGGGCAAAAGCAAGACACAGAUACAAACUGGGGCCGUGGUAGGGCUCAGGCCUGGGAGGUGGAGCCAGAGCUGCCUCAGUGGGAGGAGCUUCAAAGUAAUGAAACACCAACUGUGACAAAUGGCUCAUCAGAUGCAGAGCUUCCUCCAUCUGUUCUCUAUAAGGUGAAAGCAGUGCAUGACUACGGAGCAACAGACAGCGAUGAGCUUGAUCUGAAGGCUGGUGACGUUGUGCUUGUGCUUCCCUUUGCCAGCCCAGAUGAACAGGAUGAUGGCUGGUUAAUGGGUGUAAAAGAGUCACACUGGCUUCAGAAUAAAAACCUCCUAGCUACAGGAGUCUUCCCUGAAAACUUCACCCAGAAACUGUGAGCGGAACAGCCCUCUCAGAAUCACCUGUUCUUCUCCUUUGUUUUCUCACCACUUUACUGUGAUAACAUUUUUUAUAAAACAUCUUCAAAAAUAAGGGCUUCUCAAGCACAAAAAAAGCUCUAUUCUACAUACUGUGGCCACUUGUAGAAUUGGAGUAAGAAUAAAUGAUAAGAGGCAUUAGAUAAUAUUUGCAGCAGCAUGCUUUAAACUAAACCUCAUAAAGUAAUAUGGGCCACAUACACCCUUGCAGCCAAACUAGCUUGUCAAUUCACCUUUUAGUGCUUAAUCUUGAUCUGUACAUGAGACACAAUUAAAAAAAUUCCUAAUAGGGAUGAAGACUGGGGCCGAUUUGAUUGGUGUUUGUCACUGGGCUAAGUUUCUUUAGUACACAAAGCAUCAGAUUUUUUGCCCUGAAUAUGACAUGCAUGAAAUCUUUUACUCUUUUGCUUAAAGUCAUCAUGAAAUACAAAAUUCUUAACAUGCUUACUGUUCACAAUUCUUCAGUGCUUGUUCCACAUACAUUAAAAUCAGACUGUUUCCACCAAGUAUAAAUAGAAACAAAUAGCAUCUUGUUUACAAGUACAGCGAGUGAUAGAUGCUCUUCACAUGAAGUGUCAAUAGAAGUAAUACACUAUUUGUUCUAAAGAUAAAAUAUCUCGUGGGCAGAGUUAAUACAAAGGAUUAUUUUGCUGGUUUUAUUAUCUCUAGAUUCUCCUGUAAAACCCUUUAUUACAACAAUAUUUUAACAUGCUCCCUAGAUGGGGUUUCUAGCACUGCAUGUGAGGGGCUCAUCUCAAUACUUUUAUGAUAAAACUUCAUAUUUAUGGUUUUUUUUUUUGUGCUGUUAUUGAGAUCUUCAGGUAUAUGCCACCAAAGGUUGUGAAAUUUAUGCAAAGGGACAAACCACUGUGUUGUAGGCUACUGUAUGAACAUCAGUUUGCUUGAAACACUUUUUGCAAUGUUUAGAGGUUUAAUAAUUUGUCAUGUUGCAUGAAUGUUUUAUUGUUUCUUUUAGAUGGGUGCACAAAGGAUUUAUUCUUUAAAGAACUGGAGAGCAUCCGACAAAUCUGUUUUUUUUUUAAUUUUAAUAAAAUAGAAAAUCAUGUCAAAAAUACAGAUUUUAAUUUUCAUAUUGAUUUGGGAAAAUGUAGUCAGUGAUGCACUGAUACUGUGAUGACGAGCAACAUUAAGGUGGAAACACUGAAUGAAUUGAGCAGGGUUUUACUGAGAUUAUACAGUAUUACUCCACCACUGUGGACACUUGUCAUUUGAUGAAUUACUGCUGCCAUGCUCGAGAGAAAUAUGUACACUGACAUCUCUUUUUAAAAUUCAGUUUUUUAAAAUGUUAAUUACAUCAGGUAAGAAAUGACAGUGCAUUGUUAAAUGACUUGCAUUCAGUAUUUCAGCACAAUAAGCACCUGGAUAAAAUGGAUUGGUUGAAAUGCAAAAGUGCUGCAACUAAAUCGGCCCUAUGUUUUAAUGCUUAAUGAUAUCAUCUGAAUAAACAUGGAUUCUGCUUUUGCCAAAACAGCGUAGAAUCUUCCAAGUAGAGUAAACUAGUUGCUAAUUUGUGAACUGUUACUCUUAUGUAUUUUCGACUCUGUACUGUGUAAAUCUAGAGUUUAUAUAAUAUCUCUCUCUGACCUGGUUACAUCAGAGCUCAACUGUAAUUUCCUUACCUGGUAAGCUCUUCGAAUAGGUUUUGAAUAUUAAAAUAAUUAUCAGGCUUUUGAACAAACAGAAAGCUGCAAGAGGUCUAGUCUUUUCACGGUUCUUUCUAACAAAAACGUGUGAAUGUUGAAAGUUGCUCCAGAUAUCUGAAUUAAAAAGUUUCUGAUAUUUAAAACCA
This is a messenger RNA of Cyprinus carpio (common carp), 3931 nucleotides long. RefSeq names its product myc box-dependent-interacting protein 1-like. NCBI's taxonomy places the organism in Eukaryota, Metazoa, Chordata, Actinopteri, Cypriniformes, Cyprinidae. The record is from RefSeq and is a predicted model, not a curated record. The transcript has 19 exons. Gene Ontology annotation, cellular component: plasma membrane; cytoplasm; synaptic vesicle. The coding region runs from base 331 to 2082 and encodes 583 amino acids. Gene Ontology annotation, molecular function: phospholipid binding; tau protein binding.